GCCACCAGCACCACCACCCGUUUCUUGAAGAAAAUACCCCAAGAUGAACACAAGCAAGAGGAAAGAUAUUGACGAGGCCUACGCCUUACAAUCUCGGGCCGCCGUCGUUGGCGGGGCACGAUACCUGUUCCUCGGUCUUGGACUAGCGACACUCGGCCAUUACACUUGGCCCGCAUUCAGGCGACAAACGCUCGCGCUCAAGGGGUUCCUCGUAACAGGAUGCGCUAUCUUUGGUAUGGUCAUGGAGCAAGAAACCGCCUUGCUAGCAUAUGAGAGCCAUCGAAGAAAAGAGGAAUCCGAGAUCAGGAGAGCCGCGCGCAUCGACUUAGGUCGACGCGGUAUCGUCCCGACCGAAACCGCCAUAGCAAAAUGGAAGGCGGAUCGGGAAGCAGCAGUAGCUGCUGCUGCCUCUGCUGCAUCAGACGACAGCACUACGUCCUCAUGAGAGCCGCCACUACCCGCCCCCACCUAGAUGAUUACCACACCACUUUCUGUAUACGUUCCCGACUUAUGUCCAACAAGGAGUAAUCAUCAUAUUGGUUGUUCA
Messenger RNA from Punctularia strigosozonata HHB-11173 SS5, 547 nucleotides. RefSeq lists its product as uncharacterized. The transcript has 6 exons. The record is from RefSeq and is a predicted model, not a curated record. Bases 44 to 445 code for a protein of 133 amino acids. NCBI's taxonomy places the organism in Eukaryota, Fungi, Basidiomycota, Agaricomycetes, Corticiales, Punctulariaceae.